AUGCAGCAGAUUUAUUUAUUGGCUACGGUAAGUGUUCAGGAUCAGAGGAAAAUUGAUACAAGUUUUAGAAAUCAAUUUUUGGGUCCUAAUUUACGUAACGUUCGUGUGAAGCUCAAGAGUGGAUUUUUGGGAAAAAAACUUCAUCUAGGAAAACAUCCGGGAAAAAUCUACCCGGAAUUAAAAGAUUAGUUACGUUUGGAAAAUUUUGAAAAAAAAAUCAAAAGAUCAGUUUUAUCGAUACCUAACCCUAUAUCUAAUACCAAAAAAAAUCCAACAAAGGAUUAGGAGAUUCAGAGAACAAUUUUCUUGAUCUACUUUUUUUGGAAUUUUGAAACUAGCGAUUGUGGCAUCAAAUUCAUCACACACUGUAGCCUGAUCCAGAAUUCCAAGCUCAUCUUGAAUUCAUGAUCUACAAAAAUAGAUCCUGGAUUUCUUGGAACUCAAAAAUUCAAUCUUCCAGCCUGAACUUCCGUAUUUUUUUUUUUGGAAUAAAAAACAAUUCAUAUAUUUUUGUUCCUGUGUUUUGGUUUGUCAAUAUAUCUGAUACGAUUAUAUUUAUAUUUUGCUAUAUCUUUUAUCACAUAAUUUAUUAGCAUAUUACAUUGUUCUUCUAAAUGAUAUGACAAGUUUUGUUUUAGAACUUUAACUUUACGAUUUUAAUUUCGCGAACACCAACCAACCAAUAUACUUUUUCUGAUCAUCAGUUACACAACACUUUCAUAAAAAUAAAAAUAAAAACAGGUAGUUUUUGAUAGUAGUAGUGUUAAAUGAUGAAUUGAUGAUGAUGAUAUGGGGUGUUCCAAACGAGUCUCGUUGUUUCAUUCUCCGCCCUAACAAAAUUACGAAAAAAAAUUGAAUUAAAAAAUUCAAUUCGUUUUCUGGACCGCCCAUCGUGUUUUUCAUUUAUUCCUGAAACGAAACGCAAUAGUUUACUUCUCAAAACUUUUUUCUUAUUAGAUAUGAUUUGGUUACAGGUAAAUUUUACUUGGUUGAAUUUAUUUUAUAAUUUUUUUCAGGUUAGUGCACUAGCAGCACUAGCUGUUGUUGUGCAUUCACAAACUACUCCACUUUUCCCAGUUGCUUGCGAACUUAAUGUUCUGAUUGUGUUGGAUCGGUAAGUUCUGGAGGGAAUUAAAAAUUGUUUAAAUCCUGAAAGCAGCCCAGGCUGAAUUCUAGCCUGAAUAGGACCUGGCCCGAUUUUCUGUAAAAAUUCAAAGUACGACUUUCGUGGUUAGUGUUCUUUAAAAAUAAACUUGACAAAAAUCACAAAAUUAAUUCGAUGAGUGCAAACUCAUCAACACUAUCUAAAAACAUUUCCGUGUCAACAGAGACCACGAAAACUACAACAAAAUUUCAGAUCGGAUUCUGUAAAAGGAGGUUUCAACAAAAGUCGAAAAUUUGUGACAGAUGUUUCGGAAGAACUUCAGAUCGGACCAGAGAAACAUCGAGUUGCACUCAUUGUUUAUUCUGGUUUGAGUUAUCGACGAGAAGUUUUUCCAUGGAAUUUUGCAAAGACAAAUGAAGAAUUUGUGAGAAAAGUUAAUGGAUUGAGAGCCAUUGGUGGAACUACAAAUACGAAAAAAGCAUUGGAAGUUGGAUUAGAAUUGAUGGCUCAACGAAAUGUAUCAAUUCCAACUUUGGUUAUGGUUGUAACUGAUGGAAGAUCAGCUGAUGAUCCGAAGGAACCUGGAAGAAGACUUCAAGCUGAAACUAAUACAUGGGUUUUUGCUGCAGCAACUGGAGACCCUGAGAGUGUUGAUACGUAAGUAAAAUUCAACUUUUUCUAAAAAAGUUUUAAAAAUCUAAAAUGUUGUGAAAACAAAUCUAAUUCAUAGUUUCUAACUUCUAAAAUACACCGUUUUUCAGCCGGGAACUUUUGGAUAUCACUGGUAACAUCAAUCACAUUGUUAUGCAUCGUGGAAGAGAUCUUGCUACAGAUAUUACUAGAAGACUUUUACGUGAAGCUCAGGAUAAAUGUAGAACUACUACAACCACCACAACAACCACAACUACUACCACUACGACAACAACAACCACAACAAAUCCAAUCACAGGUUGUGAACUUGAUUUGGUUCUAGUUCUCGAUUUCUCAACAACCACUGAUCCUGUUUAUCAAUCCUACAAAGAAUUGAGCAAGAAACUCGUUUCCCAACUCAAAAUUAGUCCACAUCACACUCAAGUCGCUGUUGUUACAUUUGCCACAGUUGGAAGAACUCGUGUCAGAUUCAAUUUGAAAAGAUAUUCAACUCAAGAAGAUGUUUUGAGAGCAAUCGAUAAUUUGAAAUCGACUGGUGGAACAACUGCAAUUGGAGCUGGAAUUGAGAAAGGAUUGACACAAUUAGAUGAAGAUGAAGGAGCUCGACCUGGAAUUGCGACGAAAGUUAUGGUUGUAUUUACUGAUGGUUGGAGUAACAAAGGACCAGAUCCGACUGUUCAGGCGAAAAAUGCGGAAGCAGCUGGAUUUGAAAUGUAUACUGUAGCAUAUUCGGUAAGCUUGUUGGUUUUCCGAACCUUUGAGAAAAAAUACUGGAUUUUCAGGCUGGUGUACCAAACGCUGUAACAUUGAAUAAUGAGACAUUAUCUGCAAUUUCUACAAAUUCUGCUCAUAGUUUCACUGAUCAAAACUUCCAAAUUAUGGUUGACAAAAUCAAACAGCGAAAUGCUGCAUGUAUGCCAUAG
This is a messenger RNA of Caenorhabditis angaria, 2679 nucleotides long. NCBI's taxonomy places the organism in Eukaryota, Metazoa, Nematoda, Chromadorea, Rhabditida, Rhabditidae. The record is from the annotation of a GenBank genome assembly.